AUGCAGAUAAGGGCGCAACAGCAAGUCCAGACGCACACACAGUAUUGCAAGUACCAGCCCCGCCGGGCAGCCGCCAGCGUAGCGCAUGAAGCCGACGGUGCAGGCGCCGUCGACGAUGAGGGAGCUGUCCAGGUGGCCAUCAGCCCAAAGGUGCCGCGCGUGUCCCACACGGCUCAGCAGCCUGAUCUGAAACCCAUGACCACCUGGUGCAAGAUCCUAGACAACAUACCGACAACCCCGGAAGGCAUUGGCGGCACCUACCAGCGCUGUGCCAGGCGUAACAAGACACAAAUUACAAGUUCCGCACGCACGUGCGGGGGGUUCGUGGCCAUGGCAGGCUGA
Volvox carteri f. nagariensis is the source of this 342-nucleotide messenger RNA. RefSeq lists its product as uncharacterized. The record is from RefSeq and is a predicted model, not a curated record. Bases 1 to 342 code for a protein of 113 amino acids. Lineage: Eukaryota; Viridiplantae; Chlorophyta; Chlorophyceae; Chlamydomonadales; Volvocaceae. The transcript is spliced from 5 exons.